Messenger RNA from Otolemur garnettii (small-eared galago), 2040 nucleotides. RefSeq names its product leucine rich repeat, Ig-like and transmembrane domains 3 (gene LRIT3). The record is from RefSeq and is a predicted model, not a curated record. Gene Ontology annotation, molecular function: protein binding. The transcript has 4 exons. Bases 1 to 2040 code for a protein of 679 amino acids. Lineage: Eukaryota; Metazoa; Chordata; Mammalia; Primates; Galagidae.
AUGCAUCCCUUCGCUUGUCUGUGCAUCGUGCUGAGCUUGGUGGGAGGAGGGAGCUGCUCCUGUCCUUCCCAGUGCAGCUGCGACUAUCACGGCAGAAACGACGGCUUGGGGUCCAGGUUGGUGCUGUGUAAUGACAUGGAUAUCAAUGAGAUCCCCACCAACUUCCCCGUGGACACCGUGAAGCUUCGCAUAGAGAAGACUGUCAUCCGGAAAAUCUCCGCUGAGGCCUUCUACUACCUGGUGGAGCUCCGGUACCUCUGGGUGAGUUACAAUUCUGUGGCCAGCAUUGACCCCAGCAGCUUCUACAACCUAAAACAGCUGCAUGAGCUGCGCCUGGAUGGGAAUUCUCUGGUCGCUUUCCCUUGGCCAUCUCUACUGGACAUGCCCCAUCUGAGGACUCUGAAUUUGCGCAAUAACAGAAUAACCAAUGUGCCAAAUGAGGCGGUUCGGUAUGUGAAGAACCUCGCCUACUUGGAUUUAUCAAGCAACAGGCUAACGACAUUGCCUCCAGAUUUUCUAGAGAGCUGGUCUCACUUAGUUACAAUUCCUUCUGGAAACCUGGACCUCUCACCAAGAAGAAUUAUUCUCGGUCUGCAGGACAACCCUUGGUUCUGUGACUGUCACAUUUCCAAAAUGAUUGAGUUGUCGAAGUUUGCUGACUUUGCUGUCGUGCUUCUGGAUCCACUGAUGGUUUGUAGUGAGCCCGAGCACCUGGCAGGAAUUCCAUUUCAGCGGGCUGAGCUGGAGCAGUGUCAGAAGCCAUCUGUGAUGACCUCGGCCACCAAAAUCAUGUCUGCUCUGGGCAGUAAUGUCCUGCUGCGGUGCGAUGCCACUGGCUUCCCCACCCCACAGCUCACGUGGACCAGAUCUGACAGUGCACCAGUUAAUUAUACAGUAAUACAGGAAUCUCCCAGGGAAGGAGUCAGAUGGUCCAUAAUAAGCUUGACGGGCAUUUCUUACAAAGAUGCUGGAGAUUACAAAUGUAAGGCCAAAAAUUUGGCUGGGAUGUCAGAAGCUGUGGUUACGGUGACAGUGGUUGGUAUUGUCACAACCACCCUAUCAAUAGACACUUCAGAAAGAAGAACUGGCAAUCACCCUGAGCAGGAGGUCCAGCCGGGAUCUGGGAGACUGACAUCCAUGCCGAGUUCAUCAUCCCCCUGGUCCUCUUCCUCCCCCCCUCCCUCCCCCGUGUCUUCCACUUCUCUGUUGAAUUCCACUCUGUCUCCUCCCCCCACCGCUUCCUUCUCUUUAUCUCCUUUCCUCUCCUCCCUUGUUUCUUCAACCGCAAGGCGAAGCUCUAGCAUUUCAGCAAGUACCACCACGGCCAGCAGGCUGUCGCUCCAGGUCCAUCCAGAUGGGAGCAGAAAUUUAAAGGUGGAGAUGAAUGGAAGUAAGCUUCCCCCAGCCAGUGCGAGUAAAAAAGAAGAGCUGGCAAUGCCUAUGGAGACAAACGCCACGGUAGAAAAUCUCAGGGUGGUUAGCGAGACUCAAGAGAGUGUGACUUUGAUGUGGAACGUCAUUAAUACCUCACAUAACUCUGCGGUGACUGUGUUGUAUUCCAGAUACGGUGAGAAGGACCUGCUGCUAUUGAAUGCAGACUCUAGCCAGAACCAAGUAACCAUAGAUGGCUUGGAGCCUGGUGGGCAAUACGUGGCCUGUGUCUGCCCCAAAGGAGUGCCUCCCCAGAAAGACCAGUGUAUCACCUUUUUUACCAAAAGAGUUGAAGACCAUGAUUCCCAAUGGUUUUUGCUUAUUGGGGUGACCAGUACUGCCUGUAUUGUUGUCUUGCCAUUGAUUUGUUUCUUGUUGUACAAAGUUUGCAGACUGCAAUGUAAGUCAGACUCUUUGUGGGAAGAUGAUUUGGCAAAAGAGACUUAUAUCCAAUUUGAGACCCUGUCUCCCAGGUCUCAAAGUGUGGGGGAGCUAUGGACACGAAGGCACAGGGACGACUCAGAAAAAAUGCUGCUCUGUUCUAAGACGAGAGAAGGAUCUCAGGUGACCUUUAAAAACGAAGGCUCCAGGCCAGAGUUUUAUUGCUAA